Chlamydomonas reinhardtii is the source of this 2710-nucleotide messenger RNA. RefSeq lists its product as uncharacterized. Lineage: Eukaryota; Viridiplantae; Chlorophyta; Chlorophyceae; Chlamydomonadales; Chlamydomonadaceae. The record is from RefSeq and is a predicted model, not a curated record. The transcript has 10 exons. The coding region runs from base 222 to 1754 and encodes 510 amino acids. Gene Ontology annotation, molecular function: ATP hydrolysis activity.
CUUAAGCAAUAAACAGUAGUCCUUAUGCUAUUGUAGACACACUCUGUUGUCCAGUCCUGUGCACAAGCAACGCGGCACAAGCUUAGUUUAAGCUCUUCGUCGUCAGCAGCUGACACGACCGCGUCACGCCUCCCUGGCUAGCUCUACCAGCGUGCAGGGGACUUGAUAUCGUCACUCACCUACGUGCUCCGGCCCUCUGUGCGAAACCCUUGUUCGCGGAGAUGUUGCUCUCCGGUCGCUUCGCCACUCGGUGUCCCUGUCGCCGGACUAGGUCAUCAUGGUCAGUGCGUCCCGCUGCGGCACCUGCAAGGCGUGUGACGCGGUGUCAGUAUCAGGUGGAGCGUGCUCAGCACGUUGAGCUUGGCGAGCCAGAGUAUGCGGAGGCGCUGGCACCCGAUGUUGCCGAUCCUGAAGAUGGUACUGUCGUUGUUCAAGACGACCUCGACCAGCUUCUAACGUUGCUGCCCGAGGACAUUCGCGAGCCGCUCGUCAACCAUCCGCAGCGUGCAAGUCUCGUGGAGGUGGUUCUGGACCUGGGCCGCCAGCCCGAGGCGCGCUUCCAGGGCAUACCCGCCGGCGAGUACCUGCGCAAGCAGGAGGUCACACCAGCGGACCUGGAGGCGGCAGUUGCGGCCGUGGGCGACUUCGGCGCCGACAACCGCGCGGGUGUGCCGGGCACGCUCCACCGCAUCAGCGCCAUCCGCAACCGCCGCGGCGCCAUCAUCGGCCUCACCUGCCGCGUGGGCCGCGCCGUGAGCGGCCACAUCGCCAUGCUCAAGGACCUCGUGGAGAGCGGCCACUCUGUGCUGCUGCUGGGGCGGCCAGGUGUGGGCAAGACCACCGUCAUCCGCGAGAUGUGCGCCACGCUGGCUGACGAGUACCGCAAGCGUGUGGUGAUUGUGGACACCAGCAACGAGAUCGGCGGCGACGGCGACGUGCCGCACCCAGCCAUUGGCGGCGCUCGCCGCAUGCAAGUGGCGGACGCGCUGCAGCAGCACGCCGUCAUGAUCGAGGCUGUGGAGAACCACAUGCCGCAGGUGGUGGUGGUGGACGAGAUCGGCACGGAGGCGGAGGCGCUGGCGUGCCGCACCAUUGCGGAGCGCGGCGUGCAGCUCAUCGGCACGGCGCACGGCUGCCUGCUGGAGAACCUGAUCAAGAACCCCACGCUGUCGGAUCUGGUGGGCGGCGUGGCGCCGGUGACGCUGGGAGACGAGGAGGCGCGGCUGCGGGGCACCCAGAAGACGAUUCUUGAGCGCAAGGCGCCGCCCACGUUCCCCAUUGUGGUGGAGAUCCGCGCCCGCAACUUCUACGUGGCCCACUGGGUGGAGGACAGUGUGGACCAGCUGCUGCUGGGGCGCAUGCCCGUGGUGCAGGUUCGCGAGCGCGACGCCACCCAGGCGCACGGCCUGCGUGUGUCUGAGCUGUCGUACGACCAUGUGCCCGACCCCGAGCGCACCGCCGACCCCUCCCGCAACUCCUGGGAUGAGGACUACGAGGCGGCUCUGCGGGACAUGCACGGCAGCGGCGGCGGCCCCUCGGCAGGCAACUGGGCAUGGGCCGAGAAGAUCCGCGCGCGCAGCAAGGAAGCGGGCGGGCCGGGCCAGGGCGCCGCUGGUGCGGGUCUGCCUGGGAGCGGCGGCAUGGCGGGACCCGGCACGCGGUCGUUUGCGAUCGCGGGACGCAGCGCGGGUCCCAAUGUGCCGCCUCCGCCGGCCGUGGGCGCGAAGAAGGCUCCCAAGAAGGGCAAGAAGUAAAAGCAUGGGCCUUGGCAUAGGCUGCUGAGUUGGAGCUGCUGAGUGAGGGGUGCGUGGAGCGAUUGAUGAUAAUGGUGAUGGCGAGCGUCGGACCUGUAGAUAUGAGGGGCGGGCAGUGAGGGGAUGCGGUACUGCCUGGCCACGCCCGAUGAAGGCGACCCGCCUUAAGGUGCGGGGCGUGUAAUUGUAUGGUUGGUGCCGGUGCGGUGCGUAGCUGGCACCCGUGGUGUUGUUGAGUAUGUGCUGGUGCCCAGAAUGUUUGCUUUGAGAAGACCCAACCAAUGUGUAUUGUAUUCUUGUUUUGUCGCUUGUUUGUUUUCAAGCCGUUGUACAAAAUUGUCGUGGCCAAUGUGAUGUGUACGGUAUGCAGCUGUGCGUCGGAUGUGUGGGGUGUCAGCAUUUGGCGAAGUGGACGUGCACAGGCCAUGGCAGCGCAACGCACUCGGCCGAAUGUGCUUGCUGUGAGUGUGUAUGUGUGUAUGUGUGAAUUGCGCUCAGCUAUACAUAUUUAUGUGACACGAUGAAGGGCCUGUCCGCGGCCCAGGAGCAGGGACAGCAUGAUUGCAUAUGUGCCCCUGCCAGAAGCAGUUGUGUUCGCGUGUGUAGCGUCAGGACUGGUUGCAGAUCCUGCGCGACUGGGCCCUUGGCCUCUUGCGCUAUGGACGCGCGGGCCCGGGUGUGGGCCAGGGUCUCCUGCUGCAUGGAGGCGUUCAUAGGGCUGCGGACCCGCUACGGCCACCAUGCAACAGUGGGAGGCGCGUGGGUGUCUGUGGACGGACGGAGGCCAUGACAGCACCAAUGGGGCGUGCACGGUGUAUGUGUGGUUUGCCAUGCCUGUGUCGUCAUGAAGUGGGUGUGCCGUGUCUCGUGUGGAUGUAGCCGCAGACGCGCGCACAAGUCAGACGGGAACAGGGUGGUGGAAGUUGAUCGGGCCACCCGUGUAAGCUUGCACGGAA